GGCGUGUUGGAUCGAGGUGCCCCCUCUCCCCUCCGCUCCUUCCUUUCUUGCCCUGGCGCUCUCGCCCGCCUCCUGCCUCCAGCCCCCUUCGCUCCUUUUCGGCUCACGCCCCCCUCCUCUCCCUCCAGCUGGCGACGGCAGGGUUGCGCUGCCUCCCAGACCUCGAGGACCUGCUCAGUCAGCUGGGGCCCCCUGCGGACGGCUGCCUCCCUCUCCGCUAGGACCUGCCACUCUGCGCGGAAUGGCAGCCGCAGCAGCAUCCCCGCCAGCGGCGGCGGCGGCUGCAGCCACGGCCACCGCGGACGCUAUUGUUCCCUGGUGUUAAACGCGCUUUCCCUCCUUUUCAUCUGAAACGAACAAUAGCAGGAAAGAGCUUUGCUUUCUGGACUCCUUGGGAAGACGGUGUGAGGGCAAAGAGAAAUUCCCUGCCAACCGCGUUCCGGAUCCGGACCCUGGAGCGGCUGCGGGCGGCAUGGGGCUGCCAGCGAGGCGCUCUGCGUCCCGGAGCCCGGGCGCUGCGGGCCCGCGCCGGGGGGUCCUGCAGCUGCUGCCGCUGCUCCUGCUGCUGCUGCCGCGCCCGGGAGCCUGCGGGGCUGCGGCUCAGGGCGAGGCGGAGGCGCCCACCUUGUAUCUCUGGAAGACGGGACCGUGGGGCCGGUGCAUGGGAGAUGAAUGUGGGCCAGGAGGCAUUCAGACCCGGGCCGUGUGGUGUGCUCACGUGGAAGGCUGGACGACGUUACAUACUAACUGUAAGCCGGCCGAGAGACCCAGUAACCAGCAGAUCUGUUUCAAAGUGUGUGACUGGCACAAAGAGUUGUAUGACUGGAGCCUGGGACCCUGGAAUCAGUGUCAGCCCGUGAUUUCCAAAAGCCUAGAGAAACCCCUUGAGUGCAUUAAGGGGGAGGAAGGCAUUCAGGUGAGAGAGAUAAUGUGCAUCCAGAAAGAGAAGGACAUUCCUGCAGAGGAUAUCAUUUGUGAGUACUUCGAGCCCAAACCUCUCCUGGAACAGGCCUGCCUCAUCCCCUGCCAGCAAGACUGCAUUGUGUCAGAGUUUUCUGCCUGGUCUGAGUGCUCCAAGACGUGCGGCAGUGGGCUCCAGCACCGGACGCGUCACGUGGUAGCACCCCCCCAGUUUGGAGGUUCUGGAUGCCCAAACUUGACAGAGUUUCAGGUGUGCCAGUCCAGCCCCUGUGAAGAGGAAGAGAACAUGUACAGCUUGCACGUGGGUCCCUGGAGCUCGUGCUCGAUGCCCCACUCAAGACAAGUGAGACAAGCAAGGAGACGUGGAAAGAAUAAAGAGCGGGAAAAGGACCGAGGCAAAGGAUUGAAGGAUCCAGAAGCCCGUGAACUUAUUAAGAAAAAGAGAAACAGAAAUAGACAGAACCGGCAAGAGAACAAAUACUGGGACAUCCAGAUUGGAUAUCAGACCAGAGAGGUUAUGUGCACUAACAAGACGGGGAAACCUGCUGAUUUGAGCUUCUGCCGGCAAGAGAAGCUGCCAAUGACCUUCCAGUCCUGUGUGAUCACCAAAGAGUGCCAGGUGUCAGAGUGGUCAGAAUGGAGUCCCUGCUCAAAAACAUGCUAUGACACGGCAUCCCCCAAAGGCACUCGUGUCAGGACGCGGAUCAUUAGGCAGUUUCCUGUUGGCAGCGAGAAAGAGUGUCCAGAACUUGAAGAAAAAGAACCCUGUGCGUCUCAAGGAGAUGCAGUCGUCCCGUGUCCCACGUACGGCUGGAGAACUACAGAGUGGACCGAGUGCCGUGUGGACCCUUUGCUCAGUCAGCAGGACAAGAGGCGGGGCAACCAGACAGCCCUCUGUGGGGGAGGGGUCCAGACACGAGAGGUGUACUGCGUGCAAGCCAAUGAAGACCUCCUCUCACACUUAAGCACCCACAAGGACAAAGAAGAAAGUAAAUAUCAGAGUACGUCGAAGUCUAGUGCUGCACCUUUCCUAUCCAUCACUUUUGAAAUAACAGCCUCAAAACUGGUGGACUUGAACUCAUGCACUGGCCCCGUCCCUAAUACUACACAGCUGUGCCACAUUCCCUGUCCUGUUGAAUGUGAGGUGUCACCUUGGUCGGCUUGGGGACCUUGUACUUUCGAAAACUGUAAUGACCAGCAAGGCAAAAAAGGUUUCAAACUGAGGAAGCGGCGUAUCACCAAUGAGCCCACUGGAGGCUCUGGGGGCACUGGGAACUGCCCUCACUUACUGGAAGCCAUUCCCUGUGAAGAGCCAUCCUGCUAUGACUGGAAAGCAGUGAGGCUUGGAGAUUGUGAACCAGACAAUGGAAAAGAGUGUGGCCCAGGCACCCAAGUUCAGGAGGUGGUGUGCAUCAACAGUGACGGAGAAGAAGUUGACAGACAGCUGUGCAGAGAUGCCAUCUUCCCCAUCCCUGUUGCCUGUUACGCCCCAUGCCCAAAGGACUGUGUGCUCAGCAUGUGGUCUUUGUGGUCCUCCUGCUCACACACCUGCUCGGGGAAAACCACAGAAGGGAAGCAGAUACGGGCACGGUCCAUUCUGGCCUAUGCCGGUGAGGAAGGUGGAGCUCACUGUCCAAACAGCAGUGCUUUGCAGGAGGUGCGCGGCUGUAACGAGCACGCCUGCACCGUGUACCACUGGCAAACCGGUCCCUGGGGCCAGUGCAUCGAGGACACUUCAGUGUCGUCCUUCAACACGACCACAACUUGGAACGGGGAGGCCUCUUGCUCCGUUGGCAUGCAGACAAGGAAAGUCAUCUGUGUGCGGGUCAACGUGGGCCAAGUAGGACCCAAAAAGUGUCCUGAAAGCCUUCGACCUGAAACAGUGAGGCCCUGUCUCCUUCCUUGCAGGAAGGACUGUCUUGUGACGCCAUAUAGUGACUGGACAUCAUGUCCCACCUCAUGUAAAGAAGGGGACUCCGGAGUCAGAAAGCAGUCUCGGCACAGGGUCAUCAUUCAGCUGCCAGCCAAUGGAGGCAGAGACUGCCCGGACCCGCUCUAUGAAGAGAAAGUCUGUGAGGCCCCUCCAGUGUGCCAAAGCUACAGGUGGAAGACUCACAAAUGGCGCAGGUGCCAGCUGGUUCCCUGGAGUGUGCGACAGGACAGCCCAGGAGCGCAGGAAGGCUGCGGGCCUGGACGCCAGGCAAGAGCUAUUACUUGUCGAAAGCAAGAUGGAGGACAGGCUGGCAUCCACGAGUGCCUUUGGUACGCAGGCCCCGUGCCAGCCCUCACCCAGCCCUGCCAGAUCCCCUGCCAAGAUGACUGUCAGUUUACCAGCUGGUCCAAGUUUUCUUCUUGCAACGGAGACUGUGGUGCAGUUAGGACCAGAAAGCGCACUAUUGUUGGAAAAAGUAAAAAGAAGGAAAAAUGUAAAAAUUCUCAGUUGUACCCCCUGAUUGAGACUCAGUACUGUCCUUGUGACAAGUAUAAUGCACAGCCUGUGGGGAACUGGUCAGACUGCAUUUUACCAGAGGGGAAAGCGGAAUUGUUGCUGGGAGUGAAAACACAAGGAGAUACCAAGGAAUGUGGUCAAGGAUAUCGUUACCAAGCAAUGGCAUGCUACGACCAGAAUGGCAGGCUCGUGGAAACGUCCAGAUGUAACAGCCAUGGUUACAUCGAAGAGGCCUGCAUCAUCCCGUGUCCCUCCGACUGCAAGCUCAGCGAGUGGUCCAACUGGUCCCGCUGCAGUAAGUCCUGUGGGAGCGGCGUGAAGGUUCGGUCCAAGUGGUUGCGUGAAAAACCAUAUAAUGGAGGGAGGCCUUGCCCCAAACUGGACCAUGUCAACCAGGCACAGGUGUAUGAGGUGGUCCCUUGCCACAGUGACUGCAGCCAGUACAUAUGGGUCUCAGAGCCAUGGAGCAUCUGCAAAGUGACCUUUGUCAACAUGCGAGAUAACUGCGGAGAGGGCGUGCAAACCCGGAAAGUGAGAUGCAUGCAGAACACAGCAGAUGGGCCUUCUGACCAUGUAGAAGAUUACCUCUGUGAUCCAGAAGAAAUGCCCCUGGGCUCUAGAGAGUGCAAAUUACCGUGUCCCGAGGAUUGUGUGAUAUCUGAAUGGGGCCCGUGGACCCGAUGCACUUUGCCUUGCAGUCAAAGCAGUUUCCGGCAAAGGUCAGCUGAUCCCAUCAGACAACCCGCUGAUGAAGGAAGAGCCUGCCCUAAUGCUGUUGAGAAGGAACCUUGUAACCUGAACAAAAACUGCUUCCACUAUGAUUAUAAUGUAACAGACUGGAGUACAUGUCAGCUGAGUGAGAAGGCAGUUUGUGGAAAUGGCAUUAAAACCAGGAUGUUGGAUUGUGUUCGAAGUGAUGGCAAGUCGGUUGACCUGAAAUAUUGUGAAGAGCUUGGCCUGGAGAAGAACUGGCCAAUGAACACAUCCUGCAUGGUGGAAUGCCCGGUCAACUGUCAGCUUUCCGACUGGUCUCCUUGGUCAGAAUGUUCUCAAACAUGUGGCCUCACAGGAAAAAUGGUCCGAAGACGCACAGUGACCCAGCCCUUUCAGGGUGAUGGGCGGCCAUGCCCUGCCCUGAUGGAACAGUCCAAGCCUUGCCCAGUGAAACCCUGUUACCAGUGGCAGUAUGGCCAGUGGUCUCUAUGCCAAGUGCAGGAUGCCCAGUGUGGCGAAGGGACCAGAACAAGGAACAUUUCUUGUGUAGUGAGUGAUGGAUCAGCUGAUGAUUUCAGCAAAGUGGUGGAUGAAGAAUUCUGUACUGACAUUGAACCCAUCAUAGAUGGGAAUAAAAAAAUGGUUCUUGAGGACACCUGCACCCAGCCUUGCCCAGGUGACUGUUAUCUGAAGGACUGGUCUUCGUGGAGCCUGUGUCAGCUAACCUGUGUGAAUGGUGAAGACCUAGGCUUUGGUGGAAUACAGGUCCGUUCUAGAGCUGUGAUUAUACAGGAACUAGAAAAUCAGCAUCUGUGCCCAGAGCAAAUGUUAGAAACAAAAUCAUGUAAUGAUGGACAGUGUUAUGAGUAUAAAUGGAUGGCCAGUGCCUGGAAGGGUUCUUCCCGAACAGUCUGGUGUCAAAGGUCAGAUGGUAUAAAUGUAACAGGGGGCUGCUUGGUGGUGCGCCAGCCUGAUGCUGACAGGUCUUGUAACCCACCGUGUAGUCAACCCCACUCAUACUGUAGUGAGAUGAGGACAUGCAGUUGUGAAGAAGGGUACACUGAAGUCAUGUCUUCUAAUGGUACACUUGAGCAGUGCACACUUAUCCCUGUGGUGGUGAUACCCACUGUGGAGGACAAAAGAGGAGAUGUGAAAACCAGCCGGGCAGUACAUCCCACCCAAUCCUCCAGUAACCCAACAGGACGGGGAAGGACCUGGUUUCUACAGCCAUUUGGGCCAGAUGGGAGACUAAAGACCUGGGUUUACGGUGUAGCAGCUGGGGCAUUUGUGUUACUCAUCUUUAUUGUCUCCAUGAUUUAUCUAGCUUGCAAAAAGCCAAAGAAACCCCAAAGAAGGCAAAACAACCGACUGAAACCUUUAACCUUAGCCUACGAUGGAGAUGCAGAUAUGUAGAAUAGAACUUACCCGGGCAACAACCAGUUUCAGCUUUCUGACUUUGCAGUAGACAUCCAGCAGCCACAAAGCUCUUCAUACUGUGUGAAUUCAAAUGCAUUGUAACUUUUUAAAAGAGCAUCAAAGAGUGAAAAUCAGUGCCAAUGGAGAUAUCAAGAUAGUACCACUUAUGUAAAAAUAAAAAAUCAGCGAUGAGAAUUCUAGGAGAUUCAGUUGACUACAGGCUGCAUUCUGAGAGUUUUUUUGUGAUCUUUUCAGAAAUCUACCAACUGACCAUUCACUUUCAUCUCUAAAAUACGGUUGUGGAAUUGGUCAGUUAGAACACCUGAUGCAAGCCUCUGUCGGCAGUGUUAACCCAUAGUAACAUUUUAGCAUGAAGAGUUUAUACCAAGAUCUCUACAAUAUUAUAGUCAACAUAACAACAUGUAUACUCAAUUGAAUGAUACACAUUACUAUGUCAGACUAUGUACUUGUUAAUAAGCAGUUUUAAUGGUGAAUAAGAGAUAAGCUCUAAGCUGAGCAGAGAAUCCAUUGAGUAAGUUCAGCAUCUUGGUGGUUGAUGGUAGCUUUCAUUAACCUGCGUUUCAGAGGCAAAGACUCUUUUAUAAGACUUAACUCUUGUAUUUCUCCAAAGUACGAAUGCUGGACAUGUACUAGUAUCUUAGAGAAAAAAAAAAAAAAGUCCUCAAGUUCAGUAUUUUAUAGUGGUUAUUGUCUGGAAAACUAAUUUGCUUGUGUUAAUACAUUUCUACUUUCCCUAAUUUUCAAACUGGUUGACUGCAUCUCCUUUGCUCUAUGGAAGGCACAUUUUUGCACUAUAUUAGUGCAGCAUGAUAGGCACUUAACCAGGAUUGCCAUAGAAACUGCCUCUUUUCAUAUGGGAUGAAGACACCUGUGCUAAGAGUGUCAUGGAGCCAUUUUCAAGUUCUUACAUCCGGAAGAGAUUAAAGUUCAGUUUGAAUGGCUACAGGAUGGAAAUAGCUAUUACACCUGCUGUCUAUGCUCUUCCUCAUUGCUGCAGCCAUUGUGAAAUCAACAACGUGGCGGUGAUUUCAAUGUUCUAAUCCCGAACUCAUUAACCCUUCAAAAGAUGGAUCCCUCUAGUUGGUUUUUAAUUGUACUUUGAAGGCAGUUUACAACUAGAUUUUUAUAUUUGUUACCUUUGUUAAAAAAAGAAAAGAAAAGAAAAAAAGGAGCCAGUUGU
This is a messenger RNA of Mustela erminea (ermine), 6701 nucleotides long. RefSeq names its product thrombospondin type 1 domain containing 7A (gene THSD7A). Gene Ontology annotation, biological process: actin cytoskeleton organization. NCBI's taxonomy places the organism in Eukaryota, Metazoa, Chordata, Mammalia, Carnivora, Mustelidae. The coding region runs from base 473 to 5497 and encodes 1674 amino acids. Gene Ontology annotation, cellular component: plasma membrane. The record is from RefSeq and is a predicted model, not a curated record. The transcript has 29 exons.